UUUGGCCAUUAAUCCAAAUGGCAACAAAAACACAAAGCAUACACAGAUAAAGUACAGCCCAAUUUCUCUCCACUUUCCUUCCACUAGCAGCCAUAAAAAACACUCUCACAAGAAAGAGAAGGGAAACAACAACAAUGGAGUGGAUGAUGCGAAAGACCAAGACGAAGAAGAAGCCGCCUCGAUUCGAGCGACUCAACGCCAAAAAGAACAUCAAUUACCAACUCCCCACCACCACCGCCACCGCCACCGCCACCACCAUCCAAUCUCCAACUCCAUCUCCUUCCGACGAAGAAACCAGUCUCCGUGUAUUGGGAAUCGACGGCGAAUUCGACCGUAUCUUUCAGAGUUUGGGCCUUUCUGGACCCGAAGAUUUCUCUAUCCCAACACAAGAUUGGGAAGCUCGGAAGGUUCGCUCUUCCAACCUUGCUUCAAUUUCAGUUUCUAAUGAUUCUGGUGUUGUGAUUGUUAGUGAUUCUCCUUCUUCCUCGGGGGAACAUGAUGUUAGGGAUGUUGUUGAUCCACUCAGAAACGGUGAAAGGAGUGUGCUUUUUACGGAUUCUGGUUCUUUCACUACUUCGCAUGAUUAUGAUAGUGAUGGUGGUGGUGGGGAGAGAACGGCGUUUCCUUAUGGGUGGCUUAAACCCACUUUUUCUUCGUGGCAAAAAGGUGCCGUUCUGGGAAAGGGUUCUUUUGGAACGGUUUAUGAAUGCUUCACCGACGAUGGAUACUUUUAUGCGGUGAAAGAGGUGUCUUUGUUGGAUGAUGGUAACCAGGGAAAACAAAGCAUUUUCCAACUUCAGCAGGAAAUAUCACUUUUGAGUAGGUUUCAACAUGAGAACAUAGUUCGAUAUUAUGGCUCAGACAAGAAUGAAAGCACACUGUAUAUAUUCCUUGAGCUUGUGUCAAAAGGGUCAUUGGCCAGUCUUUAUCAAAGCUAUCACCUAAAUGAUUCUCAAGUUUCUGCAUACACAAGACAGAUUUUAAAUGGCUUGAAGUAUCUUCAUGAAAAUGAUGUGGUCCACAGGGAUAUCAAGUGUGCUAAUAUACUGGUUGAUGUAAAUGGCUCAGUCAAGCUUGCAGAUUUUGGGUUGGCAAAGGCUACAAAAUUAAAUGAUGUUAAAUCAAGCAAAGGCUCCCCAUACUGGAUGGCUCCUGAGGUUGUUAACUUAAGAAACCAAGGUUACGGGCUAGCAGCUGACAUAUGGAGCUUAGGAUGCACGGUUUUAGAGAUGUUGACAAGGAAGCCACCUUACUUUGAAUUAGAAGGAAUGCAAGCAAUAUUUCGGAUUGGUAGGGGUGAACCUCCACCGAUUCCUGAAUCUCUAUCUAAUGAUGCUCGAGAUUUCAUUCUUAAAUGCUUACAAGUUAACCCAAGUAAACGCCCAACUGCAGCUCAACUAUCAAAUCAUCCAUUUCUAAGGAGACGAUUAAGCGCAGGUUCUCCACGUAUCAAUAGUAUUGUUCAUCCUUAAAUGCUCUUCAACACUUCCUAUAUGACAGAGAAUGUCAAAAUUUAUCAUCUAUUUCUCAAGUUAAUCCCCACACAUCUUGAGUUUAGACCGGUGGAAAUAUCCAUGAAAAGUAGCAUGGGUUUGCACAAUAUGUACUGGAGUUGGACCUCGAAACUCUCUGGUUGCUUAUCUCUAUCACCUCUUGUGUUGGACCUCGAAACUCUCUGGUUGCUUAUCUCUAUCACCUCUUGUGUUGGACCACCACACCGAUCCCAAGCUGAAGAUAAUUUCAUCAAAAGGCAAGAUUGCAUUAACAAAAUCAAGAGUUCCAAGAAGCUAAAUUUCCACCUCUAUGUCAAACGAGAAGAAGCAACGGCUCCUUAUCUUGCAGUAAGGACCUUCUUAUGAUUGGAGGGGGGGAAUCGGAGAAGUGAGGAUGAGAUGGGCUCUUCAAUUACAAUCAAGUGCUCUUUCCUGUAGUAUGCAGCCAAAAGGAGACUGCAAAUUUGCAACGGGCCUGAACAAUUGGUCAUUUGGAACAGAGUUGUCGAAACUUGCAGUCAUAUUGCUUCUACCGUUGCUUUUCAAGUCAUAAUUCCAAUCCUAAAGCAAUGGUUUUUGCAGUAUAUGCCCAUACAUUCACUUGAUCCAAUCAGGGUCUCAUACUCAUGGAAUUGUUAUUGCAUGGAAAUUCUAAAUUCAACAGUAUUGCAAAGUGGUGGCUGGUUGCUGAUAUUUGGUCAUGAAAGAUGCUGCCGCUACUGUACAAAUGUUGUGUUAUCUAUGCCACUAGAGUGCGAAGUUGUACAUGAUUUUUGUGAUCAAUUAAACUGUAUAUAAUUGUCACAGUUUUUUCUAGGAAACUACAAUAAUUUUAUCUAUUUUGUUUUCAUUUUGUGAAUUGAUUCUUGUAUCUUUAGAAUGCAAAAAGUGUUCUUUCAAAUGUAGGUGAACCUAACUCAUUUGAUGGAGGUGAUGUUGUACUCUAGCUUUAUUGCUAAAAAUGAAGAACGUGCUAUAUUUUUCUUU
This is a messenger RNA of Lathyrus oleraceus (garden pea), 2480 nucleotides long. RefSeq names its product mitogen-activated protein kinase kinase kinase 1. The transcript has 8 exons. The record is from RefSeq and is a predicted model, not a curated record. Gene Ontology annotation, biological process: protein phosphorylation; MAPK cascade. Bases 135 to 1472 code for a protein of 445 amino acids. NCBI's taxonomy places the organism in Eukaryota, Viridiplantae, Streptophyta, Magnoliopsida, Fabales, Fabaceae. Gene Ontology annotation, molecular function: MAP kinase kinase kinase activity; ATP binding. Gene Ontology annotation, cellular component: cytoplasm.